Messenger RNA from Caenorhabditis remanei, 906 nucleotides. RefSeq lists its product as uncharacterized. The record is from RefSeq and is a predicted model, not a curated record. The transcript has 4 exons. Lineage: Eukaryota; Metazoa; Nematoda; Chromadorea; Rhabditida; Rhabditidae. The coding region runs from base 1 to 906 and encodes 301 amino acids.
AUGCAUCCAGAAGGUACUGGAUUUGAAGACAUGAGCUAUACUGUGUUGAAACGGAAAAGUGGAUUUUCACAGACACGAUUCGAAUUCUUCUUAUGGUCUGGAGAAGAAAAACGAAAGGAUUUGGACAGUUUCACUGAGGAUGAGCACAAGUUCUUGAAAACGGAACAAGUUCUAUGUGAAUCAUUGCUUGCUGACAUGCUAGCUCAGGAACAGAAACUGUUGGAAAUGCUCGAAAAUAAGAAUGAUGAUGACUCAGCUCAUCUGGUCGACAUCAAAAGAGGAAUCAAGAAGUUGAACGAACUUUUCUCUGAAGUUGCAGAUAGUGAAGAAGAAGAAAUCGACUACACAAAACCAUAUGUACACAUGUCUGUGUCAUGGAAAGAAAUACUGGAUCAAAAAAUAAAAAAUGCUCAAGUCAAAGUGGAGAUGUUCAAUGUGCAUGAGAGAAUCGAAACAAUCGAACAAAGAUAUGAGAAACCUGACGGAGUCAAAAUGGAACAACUAGAAUCAAUAUGGGCUGAAUGCAUCAAUGUGAUCAAGAGAUUGGAGAGCAUCCCUUUGAGAGGAUUCCAAGUUUUCGUAGUUCAAGAUGUUAUCGAUUUGAUAAAAAAUAAGAAAUUCCAAUUCAAACAUAUCACGUUGCCGGUUCAAAUUAAAGAUUCAGCAGAUUUAGAAGAUACAACGGAGAAGAAACGAAGAAACGAAAAUAUACGUCAGCCUUUGAAUGUAGAAGGUUCGCGAGAUACUGGAAACUCCGAAGAAGUUCUAAUAAGUUACAUUUCAACCGGAAUGGUGAGCUAUUAUUGUGAUUUACUGUUGCUCGAGUUUCACAGAGAAUGUGUCUUAAUGAAUAGGAUUGAGUUUCAACAGAUAUUCGCAAAUGUAAUCAUUUGCCUGAUUGAUUAA